Molecule: messenger RNA, 3493 nt
Organism: Athene cunicularia (burrowing owl)
Lineage: Eukaryota; Metazoa; Chordata; Aves; Strigiformes; Strigidae
Gene: PEX2
Product: peroxisomal biogenesis factor 2
Exons: 2
Coding region: 152-1141 (329 amino acids)
Biological process (GO): protein import into peroxisome matrix
Cellular component (GO): peroxisomal membrane
Molecular function (GO): zinc ion binding
Source: RefSeq, a predicted model, not a curated record
CGGCGGGCCUGCAGAGCCGGCGGGGAAGCCUCUCUGGGUCCGCACCUGUCGCUCUUCUGGGCCCUGUUUAUAAAAACCCGUGUUUCGCCUCGCCCUCUCUCCGGACCUUUCUCAGUUUCGUGAGCCCCACUGAUAUUCCCACGCCUGUUGCAUGCCUCAGUAUUCAAAGAGGCUGCAAGGGUUCCAGCUAGGCCCAGCUAGGUGUAAGAUUUUUUUUUGUGAAGAAAUGGCUUCCAGCAUUGGAAAUGAAAAGAGUGUGAAUCCUGUUCUCAGAAUAAGUCAACUUGAUGCUCUUGAACUAAACAAAGCUCUGGAACAACUAGUGUGGUCCCAGUUUACCAGCUGUUUUCAUGGAUUUAAACCAGGGGUGUUGGCUCAUUUUGAACCAGAAGUAAAAGCAUUUUUAUGGCUUGUAUUAUGGAGAUUCACUGUCUAUUCCAAGAAUGCAACUGUGGGGCAGGCUAUUCUGAAUAUUCAAUACAAGAAUAACUUAUCUCAGACAGAGAAAUACCAAUCUCUGAGCAAACAGCAGAAGUUAUGGUACCUUAUUUUCACUGUUGGUGGAAGAUGGUUGGAGGAAAGAUGUUAUGAUUUAUUUAGUAAUCGUCAACUGCAAUCUUUCUGCAAAAUGAAGGGUUAUAUUAACUUUGGAGCCGGACUUCUUAAACUCUGUGGACUUCUAAAUUUUCUGAUUUUUCUUCAGAAAGGAACAUUUGCAACACUUACAGAACGGAUUCUAGGAAUUAGGUCAGUUUUUUGCAAGCCGCAAAGUGUUCGUCAAGUAGGAUUUGAAUACAUGAACAGGGAGCUCUUAUGGCAUGGCUUUGCUGAAUUUCUCAUCUAUCUGCUACCACUUAUUAAUUUACAGAAACUAAAACUUAAAAUAUCUGCUUGGUGUUUGCCUAUUGCAGGUCUUUCCAAUAGUGAAAACACAUUAGCAGCUCACUGCAAGGAAUGUUCACUAUGUGGGGAAUGGCCUACCAUGCCUCAUACCAUAGGCUGUUCACAUGUUUUUUGUUACUACUGUAUUAAAAGUAACUAUUUAUUUGAUAUGUAUUUUACAUGUCCUAAAUGCAGCUCAGAGGUACACAGUCUUCAGCCACUGAAAUAUAAAAUGGAAAUGACAGAAUUGCGUGCCUGAUAUAAGAUUGAUUUGGUUUUUUACUGUACAUGAAAUAUUAUGUUGAAGAGAUUAAUGGAAAAAUUCAGAAGAUCUAUAAACAGACAGCUUAAGAGUGAUUUUGGAGACUGUAAUUUGUUGUAACAAAUGUCUUUACUGGUCCUAGUUUUUUACUGAGUAACAGCACCAACUUGCCUCUCUGAAGGAAAGAAAGGAGUUCACCAGAUCUUCUACUCUCUGACUACUUGAUCCCAGUUUGAUACCCCUAUCUUGUCAAGUCAUUCCUUCUUAGAUCUAGAGUCUGUCAGUCUGCCACUUUCUAACUGCAUGCUAUAUACUCCCCUCAAAGACGGAGAAGGUACCCAGUAAGCUUUUACCCCUUUUGUGGAUUUUCUCAAGCUUGUUGUAAAAGCUUCUGCCAUUAAAAACUUAGCUAGUAGAUGGAUUUAGUGGAAGAGUCAUCCUUGUCUUGCCUAAAGAAUUAAUUUUAAAUUUGAAUGUUUUAAAUUUGAAUUCCUGGUGUGAUGUUCCACUGCAAAAAGGAAAGGUGUAAGAUGAAUUGUCAUUUUAGCAGAUUAUUAAUAGUUUUCAUCAUACUCACCCACCAUAACAGGACAUAGACUUUCUCUAACUUAGAACUGCUUUCUUAUCAAUAGACCAUAAGCUUUAAGUGAUCCACGUGGUAAACCAAUAGAUGCUGCAUAGUUAGAAUGUGCCUACAGGAAAUAUAACCACUUCUUGAGCAGAUAUGGUGCACCUUCUAGACCUUUGUGAGAUAACUGGAAUAAUUUUCUCAGUCAGCUAUAUGUCUGUGAUCUUCAGUGACAUAUGUAUGACCACCUCCCACUUCUUCCUUUAAAACUGAGGGACGCAGUUCAUCAUCCAUUGGAAUGUGGCAGCUGCCCAAGGUAACCCGCAUUCUUCUCAGUCAGAGACACUGGAGAAAACUCAUUACUCACAAGAUGCUGUCUUUGGAACUUGCCCCUCUUCUUUUUUUUGUGUGGUCAAGAUGGGUGCCAAACCUCACUAAUAGCUUGCUACCACACAGAAGAUAGAUCAAACACAGUUAUCUGUAUGUAGACACAUUAAAAAAAUGUAGGUAACUCUUCCUGGUUUUUACUAUUACUAUGUGUUUUCUCUGCUGUCUUUGCAAUGUUUUUAUUAUUCCCUGUUUUAACACUUUAUCCAUUUAUUGUCUGACCUGGUUUUGUAGGUUUUUGGUUUUGUGUGUUUUUUGUUUUAAUUGCAGUCUUUUUUUAACAGGAAAUCUUAUCCAGAAGUAUCUCAUUAACACAAAAAUACCUUGCAUCCUUUUUUGGCUCUUAAAUCAAAUUCUCAUACUUACACAGUUAAAUGGAAUAAAUCACUUUAUGGUGACUGUGUUCCUGAUUGGCUAUCAUCAAUAAUCAGUCCCAAAAAUAGUAUAGUAACUGAUCCAAUAUCUUUGAUCUACUUUUAUGAGAUGGUUUAUUACGUUCUUCAGUGUCUGAUUAAAACAACCCACCAGCCUGUUUAUUUGAAGAUCUUAAAUUCUAGGUUUUGAUCUUUAGAGUGACACACAGCGCUUUCAUCUGAUGCAAUUAAAUAUAGUUAGUGGGUUUGUAAGUAUCUUUGGGCAGCCUAAAACUUCAUUAAUUCUGCUACUGUUCUGUGAGUCAACAGAGACUUCAGAGCAACUGCUUCCAGAUACUGUGCUGCAACAUAUUACUGGCCAUCAAAUAUGUGUAUCAGCAGCCUGACAAAUUUCUGUUACUCACCAUUGCAAUUUGAACCAGCAGGUGCAAAUCUGCUUUAUUAGAAGCAUCAAAACUAGCAAGUCUGGAGAAUAUUCUGGAUUCACUUGCUGGUCCUGAAGUGAUUCUCUAUGAGUUGUCCUUUCAUAUUACUAACAGCUCUUCCCAAAUAAAUACGUUAGCAACCCUGACUUUGAGCUGGUCAGUUCAACCUUUGUUCAGUUGUGGUCACAACUCAGAUUGAGACCAAGGUUUCAACUUGCAUAUUGAUAAACUCUUUCCUACCAGGUUAGCUUUUUAGGACUCCAAAGUGAAUGCUCAGCAGCUUACUUAUAGCACUGUUAAAUUAAACACAUACCUUUUUUUAUAUUGUAAUUCUGUUCUGCUGUGUCUUGAAAUAUAUAAACUGCAGAAGAGUCUUACUUGAAGAUAUUACAGAAAAAAGCUAGAUAAUUUGUAGGCUAAUCAAACGAUAAUUAAUUUUACAUACUAAUUGCAUUGAUCAUUUGUCCUCAUAAGUAUUAUGUUUUCAGUUUAAAACUCUCCUGUAACAAAGGGCUAAGAUACAUCUGGUGACGAUGUGUUAUCUGCAGUAGAGAGAAUAAAAUUUAGUUUGGAAUUUAAUCUCCAGUUAUUUUCU